UCCCACGAAUGAUCAAAUGGAGCUGUGGCCGAGUGACUCACUGCUUCGGACUGCUGUGCCUCUGCAGAAGAAGCACCUACCGGGUGCCAGACCCGGGGCCAGCCUCUUCUCCCUCCCAUCUCAUUCUUUCCUACAAGGGCAGUGCGUCGGGCUUGCAGACGUUGCAGUCCCAGACUGAGCUGCUUGGAGACUCCUCACAUCCCAUAACACACAGAAGAAGAAUCACGGAACCAGUGGGAAAAGAUCACAACAGCAGAACCUCCUUGUCCUGUAAUCGCCUCUGAAAAAAAGAACAAAAGGCUGGAAGGUGAAAAUGGCAACACCAAAGAACACUCCCCGUGGCUCGAACAUCAUGCCGCUGUCCCCCAACCGCAUCACCAGGCUGCAGGAGAAAGAGGACCUCUCCAACCUCAAUGACCGCCUGGCUGUCUACAUCGACAAGGUGCGCUCGCUGGAGGCCGAGAACGCCUGCUUGCGGGUGCGCAUCACUGAGUCGGAGACCGAGGUGACCCGGGAACUAACUGGCCUGAAGAACGCCUACGAGGCAGAACUGGCGGACGCGCGCAAGACGCUGGACUCUGUGGCCAAAGAGCGCGCUCGACUGCAGCUGGAGCUGGGGAAACUGCGGGAGGACCACAAGGAGCUGAAGGCCAGAAACACCAAAAAGGAGUCAGACCUGGCUGCAGCCCUGCAGAGGCUCAAAGAUCUGGAAGCCCUGAUGAACUCCAAGGAUGCCUCUUUGACCACAGCUUUAGGGGAGAAGAGAAACCUGGAGGUAGAAAACCGGGACCUGAAGGCGCAGGUUUCCAAGCUGGACACCGGUCUGGGUGAUGCCAGGAAGCAGCUCCAGGAUGAGAUGCUGAGGAGGGUGGAUGGAGAAAACCGCAUACAGACCCUGAAAGAGGAGCUGGAGUUUCAGAAGAACCUCCAUUCUGAGGAACUGCAGGAGACAAAGCGGCGCCAUGAGUCUCGUAUGGUGGAGAUGAACAACGGUCAGCAGCAGGACUUUGAGAGUAAACUGGCAGAGGCGCUGGUAGAAAUGCGCAGCCAGCAUGAGCUACAGAUUCAAUUGUACAAAGAGGAGAUUGAGAAGACGUACAACGCAAAGCUGGAAAGUGCUCGACAGUCGGCAGACAGGAGCAGUCACUUGGUGGGAGCGGCCCACGAGGAGCUGCAGCAGAUACGGACUCGUCUGGAGUCCACGUCGGCCCAGCUGAGCCAGCUGCAGAAACAGCUGGCAGCUCGCGAGGCGAAGAUCAGAGACCUAGAGGACGCUCUGACACGGGAACGUGACUCCACCCGGCGCCUGCUGGCUGACAAGGAGAGAGAAAUGGCAGACAUGAGGCAACGGAUGCAGCAGCAGCUGGAUGAGUAUCAGGAGCUCCUGGAUGUUAAGCUGGCUCUGGAUAUGGAGAUCUGCGCUUAUAGGAAACUUCUGGAGGGAGAGGAGGAAAGGCUGCGUCUGUCCCCCAGCCCCCCUCCCACUAGAGUGACAGGAAGUCGUUCUUCAGUGGGCCGCUCAGUCCACAGCAGUGCUCAGAGCUCGCCCGCUAAGAGACGCCGCCCCAACGAAGCCGACAGUGAGGCCUCCAGCUAUGGAGGUGGAGCACUGGCCCGCACUCGCAUCACCCAGCAGGCUUCGGCGAGCGGGCGCGUCACAGUGGACGAGGUGGACCUAGAUGGGAAGUAUGUGAGACUUAGCAACAAAGCCGAUGAGGACCAGAAUCUGGGGAGCUGGCAGGUGAGGCGCCAGGUGGGAUCCGGCACUCCCAUCCUCUUUAAGUUUCCAGCUAAAUUCACCCUGAAGGCGGGUCAAAGGGUCACGAUCUGGGCCUCAAAUGCAGGCGGAUCACAUAAUCCUCCUUCAGAUCUGGUGUGGAAGUCUCAGCCUUCAUGGGGCACUGGAGACCAGUUCCAAACCACCCUGAUCAGUGCCAGUGGGGAGGAGAUGGCGAUGAGAAAGGUCACCUACACACACUUUGAAGAUGAAGACGACAACAUGGUGGCACACAGCACCUGUGGGGACGGUGAGUACAACCUGCGCAGCCGCACAGUGGUGUGCGGCUCCUGCGGCCUCCCCUCAGACAAGUCCAGCAGUUGCUCCGCCUCCUCCUCCACCCGCUCCGUGCGCAGCGGGGGACUCUCUGAGGCACUGCUGCCCACCUCCUAUAUCUUCAGCAGCAGCACUCCGCGCAGGACUGGACCCAGAGUGGAGAGCUGCCCCAUCAUGUGAAGUCCUGCAUCUUCAUCCUUCCUCUUUUUUUUAUCUGUCAGCUUUAUAUGAUUAUAAACAAGGAAUGCAUGCAUUAAAACUUUCAAUAUUUUUUUAGUUAUGCAUGAAAACAGCAAGUGCAGAUUAUUUUUUACCUCGACUUUUUUUGUAAAAAAAUCCAUGUGUUUUUUUUUUUUUGCUUGAAUGUUGUCAUUAUUCUUAAAAACUAAGUUUAUCUUAAAAGUUGAUAGCAUACACAAACAUAUGGGACAUACUUUAUACUUUACUGAGUAAUAAAGGUUUUACAGAAA
Molecule: messenger RNA, 2523 nt
Organism: Oryzias latipes (Japanese medaka)
Lineage: Eukaryota; Metazoa; Chordata; Actinopteri; Beloniformes; Adrianichthyidae
Product: lamin-A
Biological process (GO): heterochromatin formation; nuclear pore localization; nuclear envelope organization
Cellular component (GO): nuclear lamina; nuclear envelope
Molecular function (GO): structural constituent of cytoskeleton
Source: RefSeq, a predicted model, not a curated record